Messenger RNA from Nylanderia fulva, 1973 nucleotides. RefSeq names its product chaperonin containing TCP1 subunit 7. Gene Ontology annotation, molecular function: ATP-dependent protein folding chaperone; ATP binding; ATP hydrolysis activity. The record is from RefSeq and is a predicted model, not a curated record. Lineage: Eukaryota; Metazoa; Arthropoda; Insecta; Hymenoptera; Formicidae. Gene Ontology annotation, biological process: protein folding.
UGUGCCCGUAUCCAAAUCUUAAGAACGUCUACUCUUUGUUCGUCAAUUUUUGUCGGCGCGUUUCGUUCUAGGAAACAUUAAUUAAUCUAGAAAUAUCAAGAAAAUAAUUUUCGAAAGCGUGUGAUACCCUACAUCACAAACAUCAACAUGCAACCUCAAAUAAUUCUGUUGAAAGAAGGCACAGAUGCGACUCAGGGGAAGCAACAAGUGAUAUCCAAUAUAAAUGCAUGUCAAAUUGUUGUGGACGCUGUUAGGACUACCUUGGGUCCUCGUGGCAUGGAUAAACUUAUAGUCGAUCAAAAUGGAAAGAGCACGAUUUCAAAUGAUGGUGCUACCAUCUUAAAGUUGCUGGAUAUUAUUCAUCCAGCUGCGAAGACUCUAGUGGAUAUUGCAAAGUCACAAGAUGCAGAAGUGGGCGAUGGCACGACCAGCGUCGUCUUGUUAGCAGGAGAAUUUCUGAAGCAAAUGAAACCAUUUAUAGAGGAGGGUGUGCACUCGCGGAUAAUUAUUAAGGCUCUUCGUCGCGCGCUUCAAAUAGCCGUGGAAAAGAUUAAUGAACUAAGCGUAAAAAUAGAUAAAAGUGACAUAGAUAAGCAGAUUGAACUUUUGGAAGAAUGCGCGGCCACGUCCAUGAGCUCAAAAUUGAUACAUCAACAGAAGAAGCAUUUUAGCAAGUUAGUCGUCAAAGCUGUCAUGAUGCUGGACGAAUUGCUUCCCCUCAACAUGAUAGGCAUUAAGAAGGUAUCUGGAGGUGCGCUAGAAGAUUCGGAACUGAUCCAAGGGGGGGUGGCUUUCAAGAAGACCUUCUCGUACGCCGGCUUUGAGAUGCAACCGAAGAAAUAUCAGCAGUGCAAAAUCGCGUUGCUGAACAUCGAAUUGGAACUGAAGGCCGAACGGGAUAACGCGGAAGUUCGCGUGGAUAACGUGGCGGAAUAUCAGCGAAUCGUCGACGCGGAAUGGCAGAUUCUUUACGAUAAGCUUGAUCAGAUUCACAAAAGCGGCGCGAAAGUUGUAUUGUCCAUGCUACCGAUCGGCGACGUUGCGACACAAUAUUUCGCCGACCGGGACAUGUUCUGCGCUGGUAGAGUACCCGAGGAAGAUCUUAAGAGGACGAUGAAGGCAUGCGGCGGAGCCAUCUUGACAACGGUGCACGGCGUCAAGGUCUCCGACCUUGGAACAUGCCAGCUUUUUGAGGAGAAACAGAUUGGGGGCGAGAGGUUCAACAUCUUUUAUGAAUGUUCGCGGGCGAAAACUUGUACAUUUAUACUGCGUGGAGGCGCGGACCAAUUCUUAGAAGAAACGGAGAGGUCUCUUCACGACGCGAUCAUGGUAGUCAGGCGCAUGGUGAAGAACGACGCUGUGGUAGGCGGGGGUGGUGCCAUCGAGAUGGAACUCUCCAAGACCCUGCGCGAUUAUUCUCGCACGAUCGCUGGAAAGGAGCAGCUCUUAAUAGGAGCGAUUGCGAGAGCUCUCGAAAUUAUUCCGAGGCAACUCUGCGAUAACGCCGGAUUCGACGCGACAAAUAUCCUGAACAAAUUGCGACAGAAGCAUCAUAAAGGCUUGCAGUGGUACGGCGUCGACAUCAAUACGGAGGAUAUCGCGGAUAACAUGCAGUGCUGCGUCUGGGAGCCCGCGAUAGUGAAGAUCAACGCGUUGACAGCCGCCACGGAAGCUGCGUGCCUUAUUUUGUCAGUCGACGAAACCAUUAAAAACCCCAAGAGCACUCAGGACGGCCCACCGAUGGGACGCGGCAUGGGCAGACCGAUGUAAAUUUAAUCUGUCACGCGUUGCAUUUCAUUUUUUCCAUAAGGAUGAAAUAAGAUACAAUUAAAUAAGAGAAUAAUUCGCAAACGUGAGCUCUAUUAUUGCGUCUUGUCACUCACAGUAUCUUUUGUAUAUGCUGCUAUUUAUAAUGAAUUGCAAUAACAGGUUUCUUCUGUUUAAAAUAAAAGCUUGUAUUGUUCUUUAAGAUA